CCAUUUCAUUUCUCCUUAAAAAUUGAAAACAAUUACUAUUUUGUUUUCUAGUUUUGGUGUUCUUGUGUAGUACGUCCAUAGUAAGGAUGAGAAGUCGCAUCGAAAGACUAGUGAUCCUUCCUUUCUCCAUCGGUUGUGUUUCUCAGUCUAGUGUAGCUGUGGUGGAUGAUCCUAAGAAAUCAAAACUUGAACGUGAACAAUCAGAAAAAGAAGAUGAGAGUAGCACAGAUAGAGAAGAAGUAAAUACAAAGAACUCUACUCACGCUAAACCAAAUAUCUCCUUGAGCUUCUACAAAUUGAUAAAGAACUUCAAGAACUUGUCUCAGUUGUUUGCGUACAAAGAAGAUGAUGACAUAAAGAUGGAUAUGGAAAUAGGAUUUCCAACAGAUGUUAAGCAUGUAACACAAAUUGGUUGGGAUGGAAAUAAUAGUAAAGCUACAACCAUUAUCAAGGGAUGCAGUUGGGACAAUAACGAGAACAACCUAAAUCCUCUUGAGCUCUUCUCAUCUAUUCCUUGCAUGGAUUCUCUAAACUAGUCUUUAGCUGAUAAUUACUAACCUUGUUCAUGCAUGGGUUUUUGUAUUUGUUUCAUGAUGUUUAUGAUAAAUGAUGGUGAUUAACAAUA
Molecule: messenger RNA, 625 nt
Organism: Papaver somniferum (opium poppy)
Lineage: Eukaryota; Viridiplantae; Streptophyta; Magnoliopsida; Ranunculales; Papaveraceae
Product: CRIB domain-containing protein RIC4-like
Exons: 2
Coding region: 87-536 (149 amino acids)
Source: RefSeq, a predicted model, not a curated record